Messenger RNA from Hippocampus zosterae (dwarf seahorse), 2460 nucleotides. RefSeq lists its product as uncharacterized. The record is from RefSeq and is a predicted model, not a curated record. The transcript has 4 exons. NCBI's taxonomy places the organism in Eukaryota, Metazoa, Chordata, Actinopteri, Syngnathiformes, Syngnathidae. The coding region runs from base 172 to 2313 and encodes 713 amino acids.
GAGCAAGAACACCCCCCCCCCUGCCCCACCCGGUGAAGCAUUAUCAGGAGGGUUCACCUUUGACUUUGGUCUAAAUGCUGCCACGUGAGCUGAGUUGCUUUGUCUCACGCAGUCUUUUGGAAAGAAAGUUUGCUCGUUCAACUCGACUACAUUUGGCUUUGUUUCCCGGGAAUGGAGGCAGAGUCUUCAAACGUGCACGCUUCCUACGGUUUGGGCCUUGGCGGUCCAAAAUUGCCACCUGGACCUGCACAAGGAGCUCCGCGGGCCUGCGAGCCUCCCGACGAGGCUCGUCCUGAGGAUCCGCAACAGCAGAGCCAUCAGAACCACAAGCCUCUCUUCUAUUUUCCGCCCUCGCAGCCGUACCUGCCCAUGCAGGGUCUUCAGUGGCCGCUCCCCAUGGCAGUGCCGGUUGGCUACAACCCCUAUUACGGCUACCCGCCUUUAGGUUACGGCAUGCCAAUGAUUCCACACUACCAGCCCAAUCCUUACAUGGAGACUCCCACCUUCAUCAUGCCCCGCUCGAACCUCCACCUGACGGACUACAGGCGCAUGUUGAACCCUUACUACUACCAGGCCAUGGCCUACCGCGCCCGCAGGUACCGCUACCAGCACAGCGCACCGGCCAAAGAAGUCACCAGCAGUGAGGUCCAAACGGAACCGCUCACGAGUACUCGUAUCGCCAGCAAUCCAGAUUCUGGCAAUCCUGGGGUUCUCAAUGUUUGUCCUGGUGAGAAUACACAAAGCGGACCCCCCGGUGUGCCCCCCUUACUGGUGCAGAGUGAUGACAAGCGCACUAUGGAGGCGAGAACUCCUCCCAACGGAAGUUUCGUCAUCCAGACGGAGGAGUUGACCAUCGAGUGCUGCGCCACACCAGUUGGAAUCCAACUUCUUCACUCUCGUGAGAACGCCGAGGUCUCCUGUGGCUUCCCCACGGACGACGGGCCGGGCGUUCCUGCAGAGAAGACGCACCAAACUUGCCCUGAUAUCAUCUUGGUUGAGAGUCCCGGUGAGACGAUUCUCAAGUUGGAGGAGGAGUCCAAGAACCAUCAAGAUGCCCCCAUGGGAUCUGUGGUUCAGGACAUGACCGCCAUGAACGAUCUACAACUGGCCUCACGGAGUGUCCAAUCUCAAAUUGAGCAGGAGCGACCAGUGUGGUCAAUAGAGGACACUUUGGUUCCCUCCACUGACUCGCUGACCCCCACGGAAGAAUCAGAUGGAAGGCUCCAUCUGGCUGAAGAAGCGCCACCGGAUGAGGCUCAGACGGGAGACACCGGUCCCUCUGUGGAGGAUGAGCUGGUCUGUGAGGCAGAGGUGUGCUAUAGUAUGGAGGAAUCUCCUGAGCGAGAGCACAAAGCAGAAUCUCAUCUUUCGCCCGGUUUAGGAAGUUCUCAUCAGGAAGAUAAAACGCAACCGAGGCAAGAACCACAUUUCCAGGAGCAUCAGGACAUCUCGUUCGAGUCCUUACCCACGUACCUUCCCUCCAGUAGCUGGAGAGCAGACUUUGACAGGGUCUACGUUUCUAGCAGGAUGCCACCCGCUCCCAAAAAGCAGAACCAAGCUAUGAACCGGACCGAUUUAGAGGUUCCCAGUCGGAGGAGAAAACUGGAGCUGGAUUUCAGGGACCAGUAUUCUGUGCGGAAGCCCAAGGAGAGGUACAAGCCCAAAGGCAAGGUGGAUUGCCAAAGCCUCUCGGACCACGAGUGUUGCCUCACCAGAACCUUCAACGAAAACAUAUUCCCUCUAAAGACUGAACGACUUUGCACCAGAUGUUUGGCCAAGGCCGGUCCGGGUCACAAAAGGAAGGCUGUCCCCUUCCAGCAGUGCAACCAGGCCUUGAUGUCCACCUGCGACGCCUGCAAAUCUCACGCCAACAAAAAACAUCGGAGGAAAGGUUCCGUCCCCGAUGUCGGGGCCCCAUGGCGCGGACGCGACACGGAGGCCGAGUCUUCGGACAACAGCUCGAGUCGCGCAGGCCUCAAGUGGCGACCCGACAGGUGGAAGAGGCCGCUGGGCUCCAAGCAGAACUGGGAGAAGAACUACACGUGUGAUGAAACGCAGCCUCGCCAACUUGUGGCUUGGGAGAGACGACAGCAGUGUCCCCACGGCAUUCGAGAGCUGGACGAGAACUUGCCAGUGUCCCCGCAGGACAAACGGAGGCACGCUGACCAGCUUUACUGGACACGUAGGUGGCAAACAGCAGAGAAGUCAUGGAAAACGGUCACAGCCAAUCCCGAAGGCACGAGAUCACCGCACUUGAACAAACACAAAAUGUCACAUUCACAAGGAACUCACAGAAAAGACACUCGAUGCUGAUUUGCACAAGAGCACCACCCACUUUUACUUUUAAAUGUCACUUUUAAAUGUUUUGUACACUUAAAUUAUUUCCACGUAUUUAUAGACAACACAACUGUCACUAUUUAUUAGCCAUUACAUAAACACCGAUUUGAAGUAAUAUAUUUU